AAUGACCCUGCUUAUGGAUGGUGUUUGAGAUGGCAAGCAGCAGAUGCAAAUGAAGUAUGUGCAGUUGACUGUUUUAUUCUCGAGGACGGAAUUGAGUACAUUGUCUGCCAAACCAAAAGCCGUCCUCAGAAGGUAUGUUUGUGUCCUUUCCUGCCUGUACAUCCGCUAAAGGUCUCUACCUGCUUGUAUAUAAUUCAGCAUCCAGCAGAGGAAAGUCGAGUGUUAAGAACGGUACCUUUACUAGCGGCUUGUCUCCCUCCAGAAAAAUGUAAAAUUUUGGUUGGUCGACGUUUUAAUGAAGACAGGUAUCCUGAACUAGCAACUGUGUGCAGAAAUCCCAAUACUCUAAUUUUGUAUCCUGGAGCUGAAGCAACUGAUUUGGAAGAAUUUGCAGUGAUGUCUUCUAGUCCAUCUGUUAUGAUCAUCAUUGAUGGAACAUGGAGUCAGGCUAAAGAUAUAUUUUACAAAAAUGCUCUCUUCCGCCUUCCCAAGCAGGUGCAGUUAAAACCCAGUAUUUCAAGUCAAUAUGUAAUUCGUACACAACCAACAAACACCUGUCUGUCUACUCUUGAAUGUGCAGCUGUUGCUCUUUCCAUCUUGGAAAAAAAUAAAAGUAUACAAGAGACUAUACUCCAUCCGCUUCAAGCUUUAUGCUCUUUCCAACUUCAGCAUGGUGCCCAAAUCCAUCAUAGCAAAGAGCAUCUUCUCAAAAAUGGCUUAUAUGACAAGCCCAUGCCAAAGAAUAAACGCAAACUCAGAAGAAUGGAGCUUCUGGUGAAUAAUGUUAAAAUAUAAGAAAACUGUACUGACUGUACAGUGGGAUUUAUUUGCACCUAGCAAAUGAAUAUUAAUCUGGAUUUGAUCCAAAUAGUUGACUGUAAUAAAACAACUUUUAGGCCCUUCUUAGGCAGGAGUUUACCUACCAAUGUGACAAACAGUAAUGGACAAGCUUUUUCAUUUAUGCAGUAAGCCAGGUGCCUUUGUUCAGAUGAUGAAGGAGCAUUCUCAUUUCCUGUAGAGAAGAGGAAGAAAACUGAACAUAAUUUAGACUUAUGUUAUCACUUGGGUGUCAGAUAUGAUCCUCAGUAUGACUGGAUGAAUUUAUUUUGGAGAGGUUUUUAUCAAUACAAAGAGACAAGAAAUAUGAAUACGGAUGUGAUGGAAUUGUAAGGCUUCAGCAGUCAAAAUUAUGUUGAAUUUUUAGCUUCAGUGUCUAAUUACAGUAGGCUUUCAAAACACAAUUCCUUAUAUUCUUUAGUUCAGAUGAGCAUAAGGCGUGUUAUUUGGACAGUUCUUUCUAACUUCAAGAUUUUUAUUUCUUGUAUUAUUAGAACUCCUUUUUGUAAAUUUACAUGUAUUUUACAAUG
Ficedula albicollis (Collared flycatcher) is the source of this 1367-nucleotide messenger RNA. RefSeq names its product DTW domain containing 2 (gene DTWD2). The annotation marks the transcript as partial. The transcript is spliced from 6 exons. The record is from RefSeq and is a predicted model, not a curated record. NCBI's taxonomy places the organism in Eukaryota, Metazoa, Chordata, Aves, Passeriformes, Muscicapidae.